Messenger RNA from Rubroshorea leprosula, 1163 nucleotides. The record is from the annotation of a GenBank genome assembly. Lineage: Eukaryota; Viridiplantae; Streptophyta; Magnoliopsida; Malvales; Dipterocarpaceae.
AAAUGAGACCUUUACCAACCACCAAAGUGGAAAAAUGUCUUGAUAAAAUAAAAAAAAUUAUGAUCGUGAGAUAGUGAAAAUGCUUUUCCACCAUGACACAAAAUAGCAUGUAAGACACCAUUGUUGGCGAUAAUAAUAUAAUGCAAUGAAGAGCAUCGAAGGGACUCAAUCAGAGAAAUGGAAAGUUGAAGAAUCUUCUCCUCGCGAACCAGCUUCCUUCUCAAACCUACCGCUUGCGCCGACCCCGCUACUGCGCCCCCCUACCGCCAGCGCCCUUGCUUGCUGCACCGAGCCUGCACGCCUACGCCCCUGCUUCCUACACUUUGCGCCUGCGCCCCUGCGCCCCCUGUGCUUGCUGCACCCUACUGAUGCGCCCCUUACCGCCGGCGCCCUUGCUUGCUGCACCGAGCCUGCACACCUGCGCCCCUGCUUCCUACACUUUGCUCCUGCGCCCUUGCAUUGCUGCGCCCCGUGUGCUUGCUGCACCCUGCUGCCGCACCUCCUGCUUGCUGUACUCUGCUGCUGCGGUCCUGCUUCUGCACUGCUGCGCCCUACCCCUGCAACCCGUUCUGUACCUACUCUGUCACUCCAGGAGCCCUGUACAAAAGACAAAUAAAAAAAAAAAAAAAGAAGGGCUCGGUCCUUUGCUUUCCAACCUGCAAAAAUCAGCAGCUGUCUCAAGUACUUGGAGAAUCAACGAUAAAAAAAAGGGGGGUCCAGAUCGGAAGGCUAGGAAGAGGGGAAUUUUUGCCUUUGCUUUUGUGGGUAUAAAUAGAGGGUUUUAGAUUUGAAACAGGUUUUUUUUUUUCCUUUUGCCUGGGUUUGGUGUUGACGGCAGAGGAAGAAAAGAGGAGUAUUUUGGUGUUAGUGUGAUCAUCAGUUAGAGAAGGAAUUUCCCCUUUCCUAGGUAAUUUUCUGGAACCAAGAGACUUCGAGAGGGCUGGUGAAGGUGAUGAGCAGAGCCUGAUCCCCUGGGUGGGGUUCCUUUGUUCAGAUCUGGAUCCAUUUUUCUCUUGAAAUCUCCACUUUAGAUUUGUUAUUCCUCUAUGAUGUAUUCUUCUGGUGAUUGAUGUUGAAAAUCUAUGUAUAAUCAUUGAGAAAUGGACAAUGGAUUUGCUAUUAUGCUAUGAAUAUUUGUGGAAUCUGGAUUUGAAUGUAUAUUC